CGUUAUCAGGCGGAGUGGGAGCACUGCGCUUCCUCCAGCCUGCCUCCAUUAACCAAGUCAUGAGUUGGAGAGUUCCGCGGAGAGCGGCCGUGAAGCCUGACAACUUACCGAGACCGAUCUGACGGCGGCUGCGGGAAUCGAACGACGUGAUCCGGAGCUCGUCUCGGGACCGGACUCGAAGCUUUCCCGGCGGCGGAAGGUGCACCAGAACCCAGCGACGUACGACAUGGAGAAUAAAUAGUUGAGUCUGGAUCCACCUGGAGUAAUGGAGGCCAGUUGGAAGCUUGGUUUGGAGGAGGAGCUUCUCUGUCCGAUCUGCCUGAAUGUUUUUGCCGAGCCUGUCCAGCUGCCGUGCAAACACAACUUCUGCACGAGCUGCAUCUCCGAGGCCUGGGCCAAAGAAGAGACGGCCGUUCGCUGUCCCGAGUGUAACCAUGACUACGACCAGAAGCCCACCCUGGAGAAGAACUUUAAACUAGCCAACAUAGCGAACAGGUUCAACGCGCUAAACACCGACAAAGCCCCAACUCUCUUGCACUGCGUGCUCUGCAGACGAGGACCUCCACUGCCGGUCAGGAAGGUCUGCUUACGCUGCAAGGAGCCGUGUUGCCAGACGCACAUCCAAACACACCUGCAGCUGCCAUCUACAGCUCCGGGACACCUGCUGGUGGACGCAGAGGAGCUGAGUGCGUGGACCUGCCCCACCCAUGAGCAAUACAGGUUAUUCCACUGCACAGAGGAGCAGGUGGCUUUGUGUUUCUACUGCUGCAUCUCCAGCUGUACAAAGAGAGGCCACACGGUCUGCGACGUGGACACACAACAUGUGAACAUCAAGACCAUGCUAAUGAGGCAGCAAAACAAACUGGAGGGUCGUGUGCAAAACAUUGAUGAGCAGAUUACUAAGCUGGAGUCUGACAGGACAGUGAUGAAGGAUGCCGUGUCGGAGCUGAAGGAGUGUUUGAGAGACCAGUACCAGAAGAUGCAUGCGCUUCUGGAGACGAGCCAGACUGACACCCUGAAUGUGCUGGAGAGGUCCUUCCACAAAUAUGUCAGGAAGAACUCCCAGCAGGCCUUGCAGCUCAACAAGCAGCGGCAGGAGGCCAACAAACUGCGGAGCUCAUUGCAAACGUUUGCACAGAGAGCCUACAGCAUCAACAUGAUGAAGAACACAAAACCGUAUCAACUGCUGAGAGACAGGACCAUCUCUCAUCUCAGUAAAACUCUCCAUCCACUUACUAUUGGCAAACUCAACCACCACCAUGUUUUCUCUGACCUCGCAGCCAAAGAGAAUAAUCUGAAAAAAAUCCUGGAAGUGCCAAUCCAAGUGGUGCCCAUUCUGGAGGUUGACCAGUCCCAAAGCAACUCUGUUCAACCAGGGGCCACUUCAGGACACAGCAAAAGGCGGUACGAUGAGAGUAACAUAGAAAGCUCCGCUUCCCGGGAUUCACCAUCACUGCUCUUCAAAAACUCAUUCCUGUCCAAUGGCAGGCUUCAGAGUCCGUCCCUGUUCCCCUCCCGGGGUCUAAUGGAGGACCAUCACAACAGACACGGUCACUUCCUCAACACCUCCACUCACGGUGUAGGUCCAAGCUCCAGUUCUGGCCACCACUCUGGUGCUGUGGUCUCGCACAUUACAGAUGGAGGUGCCUCACAACCGGGGAUGUUUGACAGAAGCAAACUGGUGAUUCGCUCUCAGAACAACUUCUGUUGCUCCCGGGACUCCACCGCCCACUCGUCGUACCUCAGAGGAGAUGCUUUUGGGUCACCAUCCAGCCAGACUCUGCAGCAUUUGCCCAUGACAGGACUACUAGACGUCUCCCGGACUCACCGGCACCAUGACCUUUUUGGGCUUUACAGCCACCCAUCAACACCACAUUAUGUGUCCAAGUGAUUCUUCGCUUAGAAAAAAAACGGUUGCACAAUGUUGUCAGGUUUUCAUGGGAAUUUGAAUUGUGUUCGGCUCUUGAGAGUCAACGUGCCUAAUCAAGUACUUUAAAGGUUGAAAGUGCGCAGGGACCAUUUCAGCACAGCGUUUGUUGAUGAGCAAAUAAAAGAAAUGUGUGGCCUUUUAUUGUGUUUGUCAUUUACAUUUUCU
This is a messenger RNA of Synchiropus splendidus (mandarinfish), 2095 nucleotides long. RefSeq names its product E3 ubiquitin-protein ligase TRIM8-like. Bases 266 to 1891 code for a protein of 541 amino acids. The record is from RefSeq and is a predicted model, not a curated record. The transcript has 7 exons. Lineage: Eukaryota; Metazoa; Chordata; Actinopteri; Syngnathiformes; Callionymidae.